Messenger RNA from Cucurbita pepo subsp. pepo (vegetable marrow), 1704 nucleotides. NCBI's taxonomy places the organism in Eukaryota, Viridiplantae, Streptophyta, Magnoliopsida, Cucurbitales, Cucurbitaceae. The record is from RefSeq and is a predicted model, not a curated record.
AUAACCAGAAGAGAUUUGCAGAGGCAGAUCUGAGAGAUCAAGAAGAAACCUCGAUCGUCUUCGUAAUCUUCUUCAACUCUCUUCGCCAUGGCCGCCAUGGAUUUCUCCUCCAUGUUUCUCCUCUUCUUCUUCCUAUUUCCCAUUUCUUCUUUUGCAGAGAUUCGCUUCACCGACAUCAGAACCGACGAUCGUCCCAUUAUUCCCUUCGACGUCUUCGGCUUCAACCAUGGCGGUCGUCUCGAGCUCAACGUCUCCCAUCUCGCACUCUCCGAUCCUAAUCCAGAUCUGGACCUCGCCAAGGUUGGGUUCUUCCUCUGUACACGAGAAUCAUGGCUUCAUGUGAUCCAGCAAUUGGAAGAAGGGGAAAUCCCUUGCGCACUCCAAUCCGACCUUAUCAAACCGGUCUUCGCUUUCAAUUCCCUCAAAGGCCGUGACCAAUUCGAUGUUCUUUAUUCCGAGACUGAUGCCGAUCAAUAUACCCUCGUUUUUGCUAAUUGUCUUCAGCAACUUAGGGUUUCUAUGGAUGUUCGAUCCGCUAUGUACAAUCUCGAGGGCAAAAAUGGUGGCCGCGAUUAUCUUUCUGCUGGGAAAACUAUCCUCCCGAGGAUUUAUUUCCUUCUCUCUUUGAUUUAUUUCUCGCUUGCUGUUGUUUGGAUUCAUGUUCUUUACAAGAAGCGAUUGACGGUUUAUGGUAUUCAUUUCUUUAUGCUUGCUGUUGUGAUCUUAAAGGCUUUGAAUCUUCUCUGUGAGGCUGAGGAUAAAUCUUACAUUAAGCGCACUGGUAGCGCCCAUGGUUGGGAUGUUCUGUUCUACAUAUUUAGUUUCUUAAAGGGUAUCACAUUGUUCACUUUGAUCGUCUUGAUUGGCACUGGUUGGUCUUUCUUGAAACCCUAUUUACAGGACAAGGAAAAGAAGGUAUUAAUGAUUGUGAUUCCACUGCAAGUGGUGGCUAAUAUUGCUCAGGUUGUGAUCGAUGAAACUGGGCCAUUUGAUCAAGAAUGGGUCACUUGGAAACAGGUGUUUUUGCUUGUUGAUGUGGUCUGUUGUUGUGCUGUUUUGUUCCCGAUUGUUUGGUCGAUCAAGAACUUGCGAGAGGCUGCUCGAUCCGAUGGGAAAGCGGCUGUGAAUUUGAUGAAAUUGACCCUUUUUAGACAGUAUUACAUUGUGGUUAUCUGCUAUAUCUACUUCACUCGAGUUGUAGUGUAUGCACUCGAGACGAUUACAUCGUAUCGGUAUCUUUGGACGAGUGUGGUGGCCGGGGAAUUGGCAACACUUGCGUUUUAUGCAUUCACUGGUUAUAAGUUCAAGCCUGAGGCUCAUAAUCCAUACUUUGUAGUUGAUGAUGAGGAGGAGGAAGCAGCUGCUGAGGCAUUGAAGCUUGAAGAUGAGUUUGAAUUGUGAUGAACAAGAGGGGUGCUGCUGCUGUGCUGCAAUCUUGUUCUGUUCUGAAUUGUGAGUUUUAAGGUUGAUUCUAUAGCAAUGAAGGCAUACUCAGGAAGAGGUGUUGUUCGUGAUGUGACUAUAGAUAGAGCCAAGGUAACUUGCAAGGUCAAGGGCGUGCCACCACGCCCAUAAGGGAGUCUCGAACUUGACAUGACUAAGUCGAGGCAUGAUUUUAAAUUAGUUUCUUGUUUUGCAUCAAUUUUCUCUCUUUGUUUCCCGAUUCAAACGGACAAAUCAAAUGAAGAGUUGACUUUUUAAAUG